Cetraspora pellucida is the source of this 681-nucleotide messenger RNA. NCBI's taxonomy places the organism in Eukaryota, Fungi, Glomeromycota, Glomeromycetes, Diversisporales, Gigasporaceae. The record is from the annotation of a GenBank genome assembly.
AUGGAAGACAAACCUUAUAUUCCAGGAUAUCUCAAAGGCACACCUAUAGAAAGGCUUAAUUCAGCCUACCCAUUAUAUCUACCAACGCGCUUUGAAGAGUGUUGGACGAGGCAUGUCAAUCAAGCCGAAUCAGUUCCCACUGACUAUCCUAUCCCACCUGAAGUUUUGCUAUACUAUUUUGAAGUCGAUAUUAUAGAUAAAGGUGAAGAUGGAUAUAUUGGAGUUGGAUUUGCUAAAGAUUUAGAAAUACUUGAAAUUUUACCAGGAUGGUGUCCAGGAACGAUGGGAUAUCAUGGCGAUGAUGGAUGUAAAUUUUAUGAAACCGGCCGUGGCAUCAAUUACGGGCCUUUAUAUAGCACGGGAGACACCAUUGGUUGUUGUGUAAACUUUGUAGACCAACAUAUUUUCUAUACGAAAAAUGGUGUCAAUUUAGGGAUCGCUUUUGAAUGUGCUUUAAAGGAAGAUUUAUUUCCUAUCAUUGGAUUGAGGACUCAUGGUGAAUGCGUGGAAGCGAAUUUUGGAACAAAACCGUUUAAAUUUGAUAUUGACUCUUAUGCUAAAGCAUUUUUCUCUGAACCUCGGAUUGCUGCUCAAAUAGAAGGCCCUAAAGAGAUUCUGAUGCGACACAUUGACAUAGAUGUAUUCGAUGAGAAUCUGUACAAAUUUUAUGAUUUUGUGUGA